This is a messenger RNA of Aspergillus saccharolyticus JOP 1030-1, 1480 nucleotides long. Its product is annotated as putative serine/threonine protein kinase. Gene Ontology annotation, biological process: protein phosphorylation; intracellular signal transduction; intracellular monoatomic cation homeostasis. Gene Ontology annotation, molecular function: protein serine/threonine kinase activity; ATP binding. Bases 224 to 1480 code for a protein of 418 amino acids. The transcript has a single exon. The record is from RefSeq and is a predicted model, not a curated record. NCBI's taxonomy places the organism in Eukaryota, Fungi, Ascomycota, Eurotiomycetes, Eurotiales, Aspergillaceae.
CUCUCUUUGCCCGAAAGAUCACUCUCUACACUGCUGGGUAUUCAGUUUCUGCAAGCACAAGACACAGGCACUGUCUACCGUGCAUUAUACAAUAAUCCGUUAUUACCUUCGACGGUGCUUUUGAGCACCAUUCUCGUCAUUACCACCACUAUCACCACCAUCAGCAUCAUCAUCAUCACUUUCUGUACCAGUCCUCUCGUUCUCAGAUAGCAGCUUCAUCACGAUGAUGAAACUGGCCGCUGGUUCCGCCUCGGCUCACCACGCCAUGAGCCCAAAGUCGAGCAGGCCGAGCUCGUUCUCGAUGAUUUCCCCUUUAGGCAUGAAAAGCAAGGCAAGCAGCUUGCCUGUGAAGACGAGCGCCUCCUCCUCCUGCUCUGACGGGGAGGAGUUGCAAUGGAUCAUAUUCGAAGUCGAAGCCCCCAAGCUCUCGGAGCGUCGCCUCGAGCUCCUCAAGGGGGCCUCACUCGGCACCGGCGCCUCUGCCUCCGUCCACGAGGUCUUCUACCAAGAUGCCAGGACCGGCAAGACGAGCAUCUACGCGGUCAAGACGAUUUUCGAUGAGGGACACGGGGCCACGUUGCGGCGCGAGUUCGACCUCGGCUAUCACCUCCGCCACCCGCACGUCCUGCGCAUCCAUGCGCUGGGCCGGUGUGAGGAGGAUCGCAAGCCCAGCUGCCUGAUGGAAUACUGCGGCCAUGGGGACCUCUGGGGGCUGAUCUACGAUGUGCCGACGCCGCCGGACCUGGGCUGCGCCAUCGUCCAAGCCCAUCAGCUGUGCCUCUUCAAGCAGCUCCUGCUGGGGGUAUCCUACCUGCACCGCCAGGGCAUUGCCCACCACGACAUCAAGCCUGAGAACCUCCUCCUUUCGAGCGCCGGACUCAUCAAGCUGGCCGACUUUGGCCACGCGGUCAUCUUCCGCGAUCCGGAAGACCCGUCCGGUGCAUGCGGACGCAUAGACCCCUUCAAGUCGCUGCUCCUGGGCACCGCGUGCUACCUCCCGCCCGAGGUGUGGGAGGCGUCCCCCUAUGACCCUCGCGGGGUGGACGUGUGGUCUUGCGCGCUGACCGGGCGGCAGAUCCUGGGGCUUCAGAGCACCCCGUGGGAAUGUGCCUCGGAGGAGAAAGAUAGGGCUUAUGGAACGUUCCGACAAGGGUGGCAGCACUUCUGGGAUGCGAUAUCGGGAGGAAUCCCCGCCCGGGUCACCGAGGUCGACUGGCCCUAUUGCGGCCGCGGUUUCAAGGUCAAGGAAUAUCCGAGCUACGGGCUGCUGCGGGUCGUGCUCGCUAUGCUGCACCCCACCCCCGGUUUUCGGCUGACAAUCGAUGAAGUCUUGAUGGACCCGUGUGUUGAGCAGAUUCCGUGCUGCUCGCCCGUCGUUCCCGACAACAUUCGGGCAGAACAUGAUCAUCGUCCCCUGUCUCCAACGGCGAGAUUGGACUCGGGCAUGGUUCAGGGCAAGGGGCAGAAGGACGGUUGGUGA